UUGUCUUUUCGCGAUUUUGAAAACCUGCGCCUUGCGUCAGUGGAAACAGGAGCCGACUGUUUCAAGCUGCACUUCCUUCUCACCCUCUCCCUUUCCUAGCGUCACACCACCCCCUCCUCUCCUCCUCCCGCGCCGAUGGUGAAGGACGCGCGCGCGCCGGGCUUUCGCGAGAAGUGGCGGCAGGACGUGCCGGUGCUGUACGACUGGUUCUUCAACCACCACCUCAUGUGGCCCUCGCUCUCCUGCCGGUGGGGCCCGGUGCGCGCGGAGCACGGCGCGUACAGCGAGCAGUACGCGUACAUCAGCGAGCAGACCGACGGCACCGCGCCCAACACGCUGCUCCUCGCCAACGUCGCGGUGGCGGAGUGUGACGCGGUGGCGCCGGCGCUGCUGGCGGACUUUGAGGAGGACGACCCAACAGCGCUGGUGGGCGUGGUGAAGGCGGUGCACCACCCUGGCGAGGUGAACCGCAUCCGCGAGCUGCCGCAGUUCCCGCAGAUCCUCGCCACGCACACGGACGGCAAGGACGUCUUCAUCUGGAACAUGGAGUCGCAGGACGACCGCCGCACGCCCGCACCGCACACCACGGGAGAUGCUGCUGACAAGCCGUCCGUGCCUGACCUGGUGCUGCGCGGCCACACGGAUGUGGCGCAGUUUGCACUGGCCACGGCGGCCAGCGACCCCUUUGUGCUGAGCGGCGGCACGGACUGCCACGUCGUGCUGUGGGGGCUGCAGGACCACGUCUCCAAGGCCAGCACGGACGAUUCGUCGGAGCUGGCGGCGCCGGUGCUGCACUGCCGGGAGACGUUCACGGGGCACCGCGCGACGGUGGAGGACGUGCAGUUCAGCCCCACAGACGCACGCCUCUUCUGCUCCGUGGGCGACGACUACUGCCUGCUGCUCUGGGACACGCGCCACGGCACCACGCCCGUCAACAAGGUGGAGCGGGCGCACAACGCGGACGUGCACUGUGUGGACUGGUCGCGCCUGGACGACAGCUACGUGCUCACGGGGUCGGCAGACCACUCCGUGCGCCUCUUCGACCGCCGCAAGCUGCCCACCGCGGGCCACUGCGCGGCCGUGCACUCUUUCAAGCUCCACUCCGACGCUGUCACCUGUGUGCAGUGGCACCCGUCAGCGCGGGGUGUGUUUGGCAGUGCGGGGGACGACGGGCUGAUCCAGGUGACAGACGCGUCGCACCUCCUGGGGGCAGCGGGCGACAAGGCGGGUGGGGGGGCAGCACAGGGCCGGCAGAGCAACAUGUUCCAGCACCUGGGGCACCGGGAGAAAGUGUGUGAGUUCCACUGGAACCCCCAUCGGCCCUGGACUGUGAUCAGCACAUCCAUUGACUCGGGCCGGAUAGGAGGAGGCACCCUGCAGGUGUGGCGUAUGCAUGACUAUUUGUAUCUCCCAGAAGAUGAGGCACUGAAGAAAAUUGAAGGCAUGCUUGGCUCGACAUUAAGCAAGUAACUGCUGACAAGAUCUCUAGUGAGAUAUUUUAAUUGCUAAUUUUGGAUUGAAUCCAGUGGUGCUAGUGGUAUGUAGCUGUAUGCCUUUUAUUUUGCUUGAAGCAAUAAUGUUUACCAAUAUUGGUCAGUGUUGGAAAUAUCUCG
This is a messenger RNA of Closterium sp. NIES-67, 1613 nucleotides long. The record is from the annotation of a GenBank genome assembly. NCBI's taxonomy places the organism in Eukaryota, Viridiplantae, Streptophyta, Zygnematophyceae, Desmidiales, Closteriaceae.